GCUGGAACCCCAGCGGUUGGGUUUGCGGGUCUGGUCGCGGCCGCUUCAUGGCGUGGGUGGUGCCGGGCUCUGCAGGUGACAGGGGCGAAGCGAGGGCCAUUGCGGCCUAGAGUUCCAAAAGAUGAGUCGUGGAUAUUCAGAAAACAACAAUUUCCUAAACAAUAACAACCAAAUGGUAUUGGACAUGAUCCUUUACCCAUUAAUUGGAAUCCACCAGACCAUCAAUUGGGAAACUGUGGCAAGGCUUGUGCCUGGAUUAACACCCAAAGAGUGUGCAAAGAGGUUUGAUGAGCUGAAGAGCAGUGGAAGUUCACCUGUGGACAACCAGUAUAGUCCCCUCAUGGCUGCUGGAGAGAGUCCUGUUGAAACUUUAGCCACAUACAUCAAAUCCUCGCUUCUUGACACACAAGGAGAAUUUCAGGAGACUCCAGUUGGUCAGGAUACAGUUUCUAAAACAGGAAGACAUAGUAUAGCUUCCACAAGGAAUUGUUCUUCAGAAAGUGAAAAUUGUACUACUCAUAAUGGUGGAGAAAAGACUGAAGAAUCUGAAGGGCCAAACAUGGUGAUCCAUGUAUGUGAUGAAGCAAAAAACUUGAAAGAAGAUUUUAUUUGCCCACGAGAUCUUUUGAUAUCAGAAAUGAAGUACUUUGCUGAAUAUUUAUCUGUGGAUGCCCAGCGCUGGGAAGAGGUGGACAUUUCAGUUCAUUGUGACGUUCACAUUUUCAACUGGUUGAUAAAAUAUGUUAAAAGGAACACUAAGGAGAAUAAAGAUUGUGAGAUGCCCUCUUUAGAGCCAGGAAAUGUCAUUUCAAUUCUUAUUUCUUCAGAGUUUUUGAAAAUGGAUUCGCUGGUUGAACAGUGUAUACAGUAUUGCCACAAAAAUAUGAAUGCCAUUGUAGCUACUCCAUGCAACAUGAACUGUAUUAAUGCAAAUCUUCUUACACGUAUAGCUGAUCUGUUUACACACAAUGAAGUUGAUGAUUUAAAGGACAAGAAAGAUAAGUUUAGGAGUAAACUUUUUUGUAAGAAGAUUGAGAGACUGUUUGAUCCUGAGUACUUGAAUCCAGAUUCUCGGAAUAAUGCAGCAACAUUAUACAGAUGCUGUUUGUGUAAGAAACUUUUAACAAAAGAAACAGAAAGAAGAAUUCCUUGCAUUCCUGGAAAAAUCAAUGUGGAUCAGCAUGGAAAUAUUAUAUACAUUCAUAUAAGAGAUAAAACUUGGGAUGUUCAUGAGUAUUUGAAUAGUCUUUUUGAAGAAUUAAAAUCUUGGAGAGAUGUAUAUUGGCGCUUAUGGGGAACAGUCAACUGGCUAACUUGUUCAAGAUGUUAUCAGACUUUUCUGUGCAUAGAGUUUUCACACUGUCAGUAUCACUCAGAGACAGUGAUUUAUCCUACUGCAGGAAGUUCGCUGAGUACUGUUGGCACUGGAAUUUAUCCCUGCUGUAACCAAAAGGUUCUUCGAUUUGACCCCACUCAGCUUACAAAGGGUUGUAAAGUAAAGGACCAUAUGGUUACUCUUCGUGAUCAAGGUGAAGGUGAAGAUUUGCUGUCCUGUCCAACUGCCAAAAUACUAGAUGAUCUGCACAAACACAAAGAUGUCAUCCUUGUGCCUUUUGCUAAAGAUACAAUUAGUGAUUCUGGUGGUCCCUGUGAUGAAAAGGGUCUAGACUGUGAUAUUUUACUGGAGCCAAAUACACCAUGGGGCCCCAAGAGUGGGGAGCUUAAUGCUUUCUUAUCACUGAAAAACUGGACUCUGCAGCUGAAACAACAGUCAUUAUUUUCAGAAGAAGAAGAAUAUACCACUGGGUCUGAGGUCACUGAAGAUGAAGUUGGAGAUGAAGAAGAAGUAUCCAAGAAACAAAGGAAAAAGGAGAAGCCAAAGAAGUUCACUAAACAACCAAAGAAGCAGAUGUCUUCACCCUGUGGUCAGAAGAAAGAAAAGGCCCUGGAGAAGUCAACUUCUAGAGAUGUGUCUCCUUUCAUUGUGAGUAUGCAGAAGAAUAAGUGGGAUGCCACAAGAUCCUUGAGAUUCAACCAAGAUGCCCAAAGAGAAGAUGAUCAGCGGCGGAUGUCUGAAAUUACUGGGCACCUAAUAAAGAUGAGAUUGGGUGAUCUGGAUCGAGUCAGGUCAAAGGAAGCAAAAGAAUUUGCAGGAGGGAUUUAUUCCAGGCUUGAAGCACAAAUCAAGGCCUCAGUGCCAGUCAGUGCUCGGCAGAGCAGCUCGGAAAAAAACACAAGGUCUAAAAGUCGUUUUGGUCAAGGUCGGCCUGCGUAAAGCACCUUAAAAUAUAAGAAGACAGAAGACAUACCUCUGGACACUUGAAAUUGCUUACUUGAAGAUCUUCGGAAUGAUUACUUCUAAAUGUUUUAAGUUAUUUAUUAAAUAUUCUUGCAAGCCACGUAAAUCAUAGUGGUAAGGGAAAUACAUAGUUAAGUCUCAUGAAAUUAUAAAUAUGCAACUUCUUAAAUAUGAUUUUCCUUUGGUUUUGAGAGAAUUCAUUCUUAGGUAGGUUGAUAAGGAGUCUGGGGCCCUCAAGGAGGAAGGGGUCCAGGACUCUCAUGGAGGAGGAAGGGGUCUGGGCCCUUGAGAAGGAGAAAGGGGUCUGGGGCUCUCAAGGAGAAAAGGACAUACAUUCUUUUUCUACAUUAGUCACAUAAAACAGUUUUUCUUUAAGCCCAGAGCUAAUGACCCAAGGGUAUGUUUUUCCUUAAGCUCUGUACUAAUGAUUAUGUAACAGCAAUGUAUCUUGCUCUAGGACAUGUUUAUGUUCUUAACAAGAACCUUCUGACUAAUCUUGUUAUGAUAAGAUGUUUGCUGUGGGAGUGGGCCUGAUAAAAGUAUAUAAGGCCUUGAUAAGACUAUGGAUGGGGGGCACUCUCUAUCCCCUUUCUGAUGUCUAUGUCAGAAGCUUUCUCUGUCCCUUUUUAUACUUUUAAUAGAACUCUGCUUCACAAAAGCUCUUGUUGAUCAAGCUUGGUCCCUAGUCCUGAAGCUGAAAUCGUCCUCAGAGAUCACGAAUCCAACAUCAUUCACCAUUAGCUAUCAGUGUGAUGCUAGCCUAUAUAAAAAAUUAGUAUUUAGAAAUUUACAUAGUUAAGACUCCCAGGUAUUUGUUAUACUUUAUUUAUUUGAAAGAGAAGAGGCCUAAACUCUCAAAUAGCUAAGAGUUUUUUAAGAUCUUAAAAAAUUAGGGGAACACAUCUAGUAGUGGUACUGUACAUGUGCACUGAUUAUAGUAUGUCUUUGGGCUGUAAAUUUUGUGAUAGCUUUGAGAACUGCCAUUUAUGUGAUGAAAUUUCCAGUGAUGCUAAUUUUAUGUUUGCAUGACUUUUAAGGAGUGACAGAUCUCAAAACUGAAUUAAGUAAAGUUUUAAGGUGAAGUAUUUCCUGUGUUGGCAGAAUGCUUAAUUUUUUUCAGUGUUAUUCCAGAGAAAUCACAAUGUUAAUCCAACUCUUUUUUUCAGUUUUUAAUAUGUAUUUAUUGGUCUGAAUUACUGAUUAUUACUUCUUUCUUCUGUGAGGCUAGUUAAAACAGCUGGAUUUGUUAAAACAAAUUUGGAUUCUGAAUUUGUUAAAACAACUGUUGAUAGUUUUAGGAUAGUAAAUCAUUUCAGUUGUAUAAGAUACCCACUGUACAGUUCUCAGGGCACUAAAACUCAACCAUUAAUCUAUAGCCAGUCAAAUAGCCCCUUAAAAUGGUUAUAAUCAGUUAUUACUUUAGAGAUGUCUGGAAGGAAAGAUUCCCAGAUACCCUUGAUGGAUGAAAAAUUGAAUUAUUCAGGAGAAAUCAGUUUUUCUAACCACGCAGAAAGAGUGCUCAGGGAAAUUUUGUUCCAAACUGUAAUCAUAUAACAAUUAUGUGUUUGGAAAUUACUUAUAUAUAGGUCUCUAAAACACUUCAAUUUGCAUUGUUUUUAUUUUUAGUCUUCAUUUAUCUUAUAAUUGAAAUCUUCUUCAAAUUAUUUAGAAAACAGACUUGAUAAUGGAUAAUAGAAUAGCAAUUUCUAUUGAAAUGUUGAAGUGUUAUGUGUUUUUAAUGAAUAUUUUAGUUGGUAAAUAAAGCUAGAUUUUAUUUGAUGUUACAUGCAUAGCUUUGCCAAGAUUUUUGAACUUCUGUUUGGAAGUUUUGUUGCAGUCAACAUUCAGUUGUUUGACAUUUUUGAAAUAGUUUAUGAAAUUUUUAUUUGCAGAAGAAAAUGUUUUAUACUACAUGAUCUAUAAGACCUAUUAAAUACCAGUCUUGUUUACUGUAGUCUCUGAUCAAAAGGAUUUAGGUUUGUAUGUUUUAUAGAGUGCUGUGACGAUCACAAUUGAAAUAUCUCAUUUGAUUUUUAAUUGAUGGUAACAAGGCAGACUGCUUCUCCCCCAGGGGGACUGUACCACUGAAUUGAUUUUUACAAACAGAAUUUAUCAAAAUUUUAUUUUCUUCAGGAUGUGCUUUAAAUUUGUGAAUGUCUGUAGUUCAUAACACAGGUAACACAAACAUUUUAACCAUACUCAUAAUAGCGUUUGUUUUGCCAAAUACUUUGAGGUUUUAUCUUACAUUAAUUCUGAAUUCACAUUUAUUUAAUUGAAAUAAACAUUAAUGACAAAAGUUAA
This is a messenger RNA of Dama dama (fallow deer), 4600 nucleotides long. It is a transcript of the gene SANBR, whose product is annotated as SANT and BTB domain regulator of CSR. The coding region runs from base 122 to 2275 and encodes 717 amino acids. The transcript has 21 exons. Lineage: Eukaryota; Metazoa; Chordata; Mammalia; Artiodactyla; Cervidae. The record is from RefSeq and is a predicted model, not a curated record.